CGCCCCUGCAUGCGUCUUCAGCCGCGCAUGGACGACCACCUCAGCCUCCUGCACUCCCCACCGCCGAGCGUGACCAAGACCCGCGGCGACAACCUGGUGAACCACGGCUACACCGAGGUGGAGGCGGACGUGAUGACGGUGGUGGCGUGUGACAACAUGCUGGAGGAGUCCGCGGCUCUGCCGGGCCACCUCUCUCUGGACCGAUACGAACCGGACCACGAGUGCUGCGAGAGGGUGGUCAUCAACAUCUCGGGGCUGCGCUUCGAGACGCAGCUCAAGACUCUGUCCCAGUUUCCAGAGACGCUGCUGGGGGACCCUAAGAAGAGGAUGAGAUACUUUGAUCCUCUCAGGAACGAGUACUUUUUUGAUCGGAACCGACCCAGCUUUGAUGCCAUCCUGUACUACUACCAAUCUGGCGGGCGCAUCAGAAGACCCGUUAAUGUGCCCAUUGACAUUUUCUCUGAGGAGAUACGCUUCUAUGAGCUGGGUGAGGAGGCCAUGGAGAAGUUCAGGGAGGAUGAGGGCUUUAUAAAGGAGGAGGAGCGGCCGCUGCCUGAGAAUGAGUUUCAGAGGCAGGUGUGGCUGCUCUUUGAGUACCCGGAGAGCUCGGGACCCGCACGGGGAAUAGCAAUAGUGUCUGUCUUGGUCAUUCUCAUUUCUAUUGUCAUUUUCUGCUUAGAGACACUGCCAGAGUUCAGAGAUGAGAACAGGGACCCUAUUACCAUUGCGCCCGUGAUAAACAGCACGCUCCCGUUUUUCAUCAGCCCGUUCUCGGACCCCUUCUUUGUCGUGGAGACGCUGUGCAUCAUCUGGUUCUCCUUCGAGCUGCUCGUGCGCUUUUUUGCCUGCCCGAGCAAAGCCACGUUCUCCAAAAACAUCAUGAAUAUUAUUGACAUCGUGGCGAUCAUCCCCUACUUCAUCACCCUGGGCACGGAGCUGGCGGAGAGGCAGGGGAACGGACAGCAGGCCAUGUCCUUGGCCAUUCUGCGCGUAAUUAGGCUCGUGCGGGUGUUUCGCAUCUUCAAACUCUCGCGUCACUCCAAGGGGCUCCAGAUUUUAGGACAGACGCUAAAAGCCAGCAUGCGUGAGCUGGGCCUGCUCAUCUUCUUCCUGUUCAUUGGGGUCAUCCUCUUCUCCAGCGCUGUGUACUUCGCCGAGGCGGACGACCCGGAAUCGGGCUUCAACAGCAUCCCGGACGCGUUCUGGUGGGCUGUUGUCACCAUGACUACAGUGGGUUACGGAGACAUGCACCCGGUGACAAUCGGGGGUAAAAUUGUGGGAUCUCUGUGCGCAAUUGCCGGCGUGUUGACCAUCGCCCUGCCUGUCCCUGUCAUCGUCUCCAACUUCAACUACUUCUACCACAGGGAGACGGACGGCGAGGAGCAGGCGCAGUACCUGCACGUGGGCAGCUGUCAGCCUCUGGCGGACACGGAAGAGCUGAGGAAGACGCGCUCCUCGUCCUCGCUCAGCAAGAGCGAGUACAUGGUGAUAGAGGAGCCCGGGUUGAACAGCGCGUUUAAACAGCAGCCGAACUUCCCCACCACCGCCCAGAACAACUCGCAGAACUGCGUAAACAUAAGCAAAAAGAUUUUCACCGACGUGUAGCCAGACUUUAGAGCAAUGGCCUCGAGCCACCCGGGAGGAGGUGAUGCGUCAGCGCGCAGCUGGUUGUGCGGUUGCGCAGCGGUGUUUGGAGGCAGCGGCGUGAGGUGAAGAGAGAAAAAAACAGAAAAAGAAAGAACGAACGAGCGCGUGCGUCCUGUUUCAGAUAUGCAUUCAAAGAAUCGUUUUUUUUUUUAUUUAUUUAUUGAUAUGAAGUGAUAAUUCCCUCUUCGGUUCUGUUCGCGCUAUAGAGAAAGAGCUUCCUCCCUUUUAAUUAUUUGCACCACUUCUCCUCCCUGCUUGAGGAGAUAAACCUGUUGUGCAAUAGUCAGUAUAUUAAUAUGCAUAACAGCAGACAUGAAUAGAAGCUUUAUAACUGUGAAAAACGAGUCCUCGAAGGAUGCUGUGUUAUCAUGCGUAAAGAGUCGUGACCCGUCACU
This is a messenger RNA of Nematolebias whitei (Rio pearlfish), 2042 nucleotides long. Its product is annotated as potassium voltage-gated channel subfamily A member 3. NCBI's taxonomy places the organism in Eukaryota, Metazoa, Chordata, Actinopteri, Cyprinodontiformes, Rivulidae. Gene Ontology annotation, molecular function: delayed rectifier potassium channel activity; protein binding. The transcript has a single exon. The record is from RefSeq and is a predicted model, not a curated record. Gene Ontology annotation, biological process: protein homooligomerization; potassium ion transmembrane transport. Gene Ontology annotation, cellular component: membrane; voltage-gated potassium channel complex. The coding region runs from base 10 to 1605 and encodes 531 amino acids.